UCUUCAGUAUUUUGCACGGGGAGAAACUGACAUAGCAAACUCAUCUGUAUGAUCGGGGAGCAGGAGCACACAGUAUGGUCCGGGAAACCAGACAUUUAUGGGUGGGAAAUUUACCCGAAAAUGUACGAGAGGAGAAAAUUAUUGAGCACUUCAAGCGGUAUGGACGAGUGGAGAGUGUCAAGGUCCUGCCCAAGCGGGGUUCGGAAGGUGGAGUCGCAGCCUUUGUGGAUUUUGUGGACAUUAAAAGCGCUCAGAAGGCUCACAAUGCUAUCAACAAGAUGGGGGACAGAGACCUGCGCACUGAUUACAAUGAACCAGGCACAAUUCCUAGUGCGGCCAGGGGGCUGGACGAUAGUCUGUCCUUAGGCUCUCGUGGCCGGGACGUAUCAGGGUUCACAAGGGCGGCGGGGGGGGCCGUGUAUGGCGCCCCCACGUCGCUUCACAGCAGAGAUGGACGCUAUGAACGCAGACUAGACGGGACCGCCGAGAGUCGGGAUCGGGCCUACGACCACGGGGCCUACGGACACCACGAGCGUCCCGGCAGCAGCUUCGACCGGCCGCGGCACUACGACCCGGACUAUUACCGGGACGCCCGGGAGAGGACUCUGAGCGCGGCGGGCAGCGGCUCCGGCUCCUCCGGGGUCAGCGCCGCCGCCGUGCCGUCGGGGGCCGGGACCAUCGCCGGCGCCGCCGUCGGGGCCGCGGGAGCCGGCGGGUCGGCGGGGGCCUCGGCGGGAGGAGGAAGCGGGGGGCCGGCGCCGGGCGCCGUGGGCUUCUACCGCUCCCACAGCCGCAGCCCGUGCCGCUUCGAGGCGCCCGAGCCCCGCUACGAGCCGCGCUCCAGGGAGGCCUUCGCUCUGGCCAGCGUGGUCCACAGGGACCUCUACCGCGAGGACAGGGGCCGGCGCGGGGAGCGCUCCUACCGCCACAGCCGCAGCCGCUCGCCGCACUCCACGCAUUCCAGGAACCCGUCCCCCCAGAGGCUGGCCAGCCAGGCCGCCCGGCCGGCGCGCUCCCACAGCGGCUCCGCCUCCCGCAGCCGCUCCUCCAGCUCCGACUCGGUCAGCAGCACCAGCAGCAGCACCAGCGGCAGUGAUUCUAGCAGCAGCUCAAGUGACGACUCUCCAGCUCGCUCGGUGCAGUCUGCUGCCGUCCCGGCGCCCUCAGCUCUUCCCACAUCGUCCCUCGACAAGGAUGAACCGCGCAAAAGCUUUGGCAUCAAGGUCCAAAAUCUUCCUGUACGCUCCACAGACACAAGUCUAAAGGAUGGUUUGUUUCAUGAAUUCAAAAAACAUGGAAAAGUUACGUCUGUCCAAAUCCACGGGACCUCAGAGGAGCGGUACGGGCUGGUCUUUUUCCGACAGCAGGAGGACCAAGAGAAGGCCCUGGGAGCAUCAAAGGGGAAGCUGUUUUUCGGCAUGCAAAUCGAUGUCACAGCCUGGAAUGGCCCUGAGACGGAAAGCGAGAAUGAAUUUCGACCCUUGGAUGAGAGGAUUGAUGAGUUCCAUCCGAAGGCCACAAGGACGUUAUUCAUCGGAAACUUGGAGAAAACAACCACUUACAAUGACCUGCUGAAUGUCUUUCAGCGCUUUGGUGAAAUAGUGGAUAUCGACAUUAAGAAGGUGAAUGGAGCCCCACAGUAUGCUUUUCUACAAUAUUGCGACAUUGCCAGUGUCUGCAAGGCCAUAAAAAAGAUGGAUGGCGAGUAUCUUGGUAACAACAGACUAAAGCUGGGCUUUGGAAAGAGCAUGCCUACAACCUGCGUUUGGCUGGACGGACUGGCCUCGAACACAACCGAGCAGUUUCUUACUCGCCAUUUCUGCCGCUAUGGACAUGUUGUCAAGGUUGUCUUUGAUAGGAUGAAAGGAAUGGCCCUCAUCCUGUAUAACAACAUUGAAUAUGCACAAGCUGCAGUGGACUUUGCAAAUCAGGAGAGCCAGAUGGCUUUCUACCGCUCGAUGCAGGCAUCUGGGCAGGAUAUCCGAGACUUUUAUGACAUACUCUCUGAAAGAAGGGAUGAUCGGCGAACCCAAUAUGAAUUACAAGCAGAGAGACAAUACUAUGAGAAUGUACGAACACCUGCAACCUACAGUGAGGAUCCCCGACGAAAGUACUCUGCAAGGAGUCGAGAGUUCUACGCCGAGUGGGACCCAUAUCAGGCGGAUUACUAUGAUCCACAGUACUUUGAGGACCCGAGGGAAUACCGGGAAUACAGAGCAGACCCUUAUGAGCAGGACAUUCGCAAAUACAGCUAUUUGCAGCGGGAACGUGAAAGGGAGAGGGAGCGCUUUGAAACCGAUCGUGGGCGCGAUCACGGGCGGAGGACCAUCGAGCGUAGCCAAAGUCCAUCUCACAUAUCCACUCGUCGCCCCGCCAGCCCCACGGCAUCGCCCUCACUCUCUGAGAGGGUACCCAGUGAUUCAGAUCGGCGAAUUUGUUGCCGGUCCUCUGAAAGAAGUGGAAGCUGCAGUUCAAUCUCCCCACCUAGGUUCGAGAAGCUGGAAAAGGCACGAUCUGAAAGAUAUAAUAAGGCUGAAAAAGGGGAGAAGGAUCGGGUUUUUGACAUUGAGAGGGUGAAUCUGGUUGAAAAGGAAAAGAGAACUGGGCGAAAAGAUAGAGGGGAAAAGGACAAAAGCGAAAAGCAGAGGCUCAAGAAGCUUAAAGUCACAUCACCUGUCACCCAGCCAUGUGAGACAGAACCUGAACUUGAAAGAGAUGUUAGCCCUGAGUCUGUUCUGCGGAGCAAGACUACUAAAAUAUCAAAGGAAAGCUCUGGCAAAGGAAGGUUAGACCUGCUCCCUUGUGUGGUGCAGUUAACACGCGUUAAAGAAAAAGAAGGGAAAUUGAUCGGUCAUGCAGUCCAGGAUAAACAAAUACAGAGGGGUGGGAAUGACAGUCCUAGAUUGGCAUCACCUACAGCUGACCAGAGGAGUCCUUCAUUCCGCCCAGAAUCAUUAAAAGGUGACAUCAGCAAGCAUGGGAAAAUGCCCAGAGACAAAAGUCUGCACGGCCUGGUGGAGGUUCCCGACAAGGAAAGCAAAAUCAAAUCCAAAAAACACGGCAAGUCUGAAAUUGGAUUUGAUAGUAUCAUUUCUGUGGAUAUUGACCGUUUAGCUGCAAGAAAAAGGCGUUUCGAAGACUCUGGGAGAAUAGAUCGCCAAAAAAGAUCAAGUGAAGAAGACGCUGGCCGACCUGGACUUUACAAACUAUGGAACAAUGCAAAGGAGCCUGACUUAGAGAAGAACCUUUUGAUACGAGGAAUGCACAAGAAGGAACACCACAAAGAUAAAUGUGUCCGGAUGACGUCAGCCAACAGUCCUAAAGAUGGACGAGACAGUGAAAGCAACGCUGUGGGUCUCCCUAUGGAGGGCCAGUCUCAUCUCGGGGAGCUGCAUGAUGAUUCUGUGGAGAAAAUGGGCUCUCCCUACUUGAAAAUGGAUUUAGAGAGCUCAAAAUGUGAAAACAGUUCAAGCCUCACAAAAAUAUCAGACGAUGGCAGUCUUGAUAUGGAUGAAUUAAAGGAACAUAAACUAGUUUUGUCUGAAAAUGAUCAAGGAAGAGCAAAGUGCAGAGACUCUGAUGGAGAUGAACAUUUUGUGAACAUUGACCAGACUAAUAUUUGCACAAAACGAAUUGAACAGAGUCAAUGGCUGCGAUCCAAACUCUGUGAUCCCGAUAAGUUAACCAAGUUUGAAAGAUCACCGAGCAGCGAGACUUGUGAUUUUGAAAAGAACCUCGUCAUGCAUGACGUUGGGAAAUCAAUUCAGGAUAUUUCCACGGAUGACUUCUCCUUAAGUAAGCGGAAGAAAUUUGGGAAAUUUGACUUUGAAGUACUCAAAGUAAAACGAGAGGGCAACUUUUCCCAAAAGCUGAACGAGGACAUAUACAAUAUGCCGGCCUCUAUAGGAAGCGCGCAGUUUUCUGAAAACGAGGAGGAUGAAACUGCUCAGAUCUCCCUGUCAGUUACAAAAAAAGAAAGGAAAUCACCCCCAGCAACAGAGAAAUUUUCACACACAGAAUCAUUGAAGAACAGUUUGGCCCUGCCGGCCAGACAUUUUCAGUCCUCUGACAACGAGCUCUCAAAGCUUAAAACAUCCUUGCUUGGGUGCGAUGAUGAACUAUUCCAACAUUGGGAAAGACGAAUGAAGUCUGACUCUUUAAGAAUGGAAAUGACAUUCCCAAGUGAUAUUUCUAAACGAGAGAACAUCCGCAAACGCAUCAGCCAAGAUUUGGAACCUGGAGAAGUGCAGUCUGAUUCUGAUGAUGAUGGAGAAAGUAAGCACAUCUCUCCAAAGUCAAGUAGUUCCUUGUCAUAUAUCCUCGGGGAUCGAGAUGAGAGGAUCACAGACCUCAAGCUCUCUGGCUCCUUGGAGAAAAAUAAGUUUUACUCAUUCGCUUUAGAUAAAACAAUAACUCCUGAUACAAAAGCACUCCUGGAAAGAGCCAAAACUUUGUAUUCCUCAAGGGAAGAUAAUUGGUCUUUUCUUCCCUCGCGGUUUCCAGCCUCCCACAGCUGUUCAGAUAAGGACAAGGCAGAGCUGGCACCGCGACCUAUUCCCUCUUGGUAUUUGAAAAAGAAAAAGAUUCGCACUGACUCAAACGACAAACUGCAUAAUAAAAAAGAGGAACUCAAGCCGCAGGACCAAGAGCGCCAGGAGUUAUUUGCCUCUCGGUUCCUGCACAGCUCAAUUUUUGAGCAGGAUUCCCGGCGACUUCAGCGUCUUGAACGAAAAGACAAUGAUUUUGAACAUGGAAGUGGUAGUAGGCCUCUUACCAAGGUAGGUGCCUCUGAGGUGCAUUCUGAAUCUGGAGAGGCAAACGUCACACAAGAGCCUAUAGUUCUUUUCCACAGUAGGUUUUUGGAGCUUCAGCAGCAAAAAGACAAGGAGCCUCCCUUCACUGACUCUGAGAAUGAUUCAGUUGUAAUGGAGAUUAAAAGAGACGAAGGUCAAUCUUCUGAUAAUAUCAUGUCUGAUAAAGAAUCUGAGCCAGCAGGAAAGGUUAACGACAAACCAGCCAGCCCCCAAUUAACCGUGUCAGUUUCACCAUACCUUCCCUCCCCAAAAGAAGCAUCUCCAUCAGAAAAGAAGGAAGUUUUGACUCCUUCCUCUGAUCAGCCUGUGUCAUUUGUCAAAGAGGAAACUGUGGAACCAAUUCUGGAAAUGUCCCCAUCUCAAUCUUUUCCUGCGGAGGACUCGAAAUCAGCAGCUCCUAAACUUAACAUCACACCUACGUUUACGAUUUCAGAACCAGAAACGGAAAUAAAAGUUGAGUUGAUUGAACCCAGAGUGAAAAGUGGUGAUAGUUUGGCAGUGGAACAAAAUCCUGUUGUGGAAGAUAAGCCUCCCACACCUGGUGGUUCCCUAAGUGCCUUUCAGACAAACACUGCAGAAAUCACACUCUCGGAUUGUACAAAAGUUGAAGAGAAACCUGAAAUGAUUAAGGCGGAGUCUGAAAUUGAAAAUCAGGAGAUAAAACACUUUGAGGAAUCUCCGAGCAAAGAGAUAGAAUGUGUGCCGUGUAUGCCGGAGCUGGAAGCUGAAAUGAAACCAUUACCAAACCGCAGACAGCCUAAAGGUAAAAGAGCAAAACCCCUGUCUGUGCUUCGUGCGUCACAACCAAGCCAGAAUGUCAGCGUUGAAAAGCCGGCAACUCGAAAAAGUGAACGCAUUGACAAAGAAAAACUCAAACGGGCCUCGUCUCCUCGAGCAGAGGCGUCUAAAAUAUCUUUUGAGUCUAAAACCACUUCCAAGUCACCAAUACAUGCAUCGGAUUCAGAGCAAAAUCUUGAGUCCAGUUUGAUUCUCGGGAGAACACGGCGGAGGAAUGUGAGGUCGGUCUACGCCACGCUACAUGAAGACGAACAAGCGGGUAAAGACAUGGCGGAGUCGGCACGCUGCACGCGGAAACGUGGCGCUGACAAAGAACCAGUGCCACAAGAUGCACCGAUUCCCACCAAUGCCAGACGAGGACGCCCCCCUAAGAGAGGCCUCAAACGAGCUGAGGAUUUAUCACCUCUAAAAGUAGAGCAAAAGAAAACAGUAGAAGUGGAUACAGAAGUCAAAGAGACAUCCAGCACUGUGGAAGCUGUUAAAGCCUCUGAGGGAUGGCGCUCACCCCGCACACAGAAACCGCAACAAGCACCAUUAACCUCAUCUACUUUGGUCAACAAGAAAGGAAGUAGGAUAGACAAAUCAACUGGGACUAAGUCAGUGUUAGCUGAACAAGCUAAUUCAACAAGUCAUGAUGAGUCAGAGCUUAGUGCUAAAGCUGAUUCUGACCUUUUUGACAAAUUAUUAGAUAAUGCAGACACUGCAAGUUCCCCUGUGCACAGAAAAGAAAAAGAUCCAAAAGAUUCCAUUGGAAAAAAGUCUUCUGACGCUGAUAGUGAAAAAACAGACAGCAGCUCCUCUGAGAAAAAACAGCAGAAUGAAAAGAGUAUUAAAAUGAAAGCCCCGAGGCUGAAACGAACUACAAAGCAACUCACCGAGGACAAAGCACACAGUUUAAAAAAUCUUGAGAUCCGUGUUAGUGUUGAUGAUGUUAAGAGUUUGCUUCGUGCUGAGGACAUUGAACCUGAGACUUUUAAAACUGUUACGACAACAAAAACCAAACCAGGAGUGCAAGAUGGUGAGGGAACACAGGUUUUGGAAUUUCCAAAAGAUUCCAAAGAGUACGUUCCACAGGAGAAAGAGGACACCCUAUCAGAACCUGAACUUCCCGUUGAUCCAGCUGCAGUCCUGUUAGCACAACAGAUGGAGCUAGAGCAGGCAGUGGAAAAUAUUGCCAAACUUACAGCUGACCAACAUUCCCGACAGUAUAAGGAGGCACCCCCAGGACCACCAAACGCAUCUACCCCUGUCAUAGUGGAACCAGAAGGUGAGGUUGAGGAAGAGAAACGAGCAAUUCCUGAAAUUGAAACUGAACUUGCAGCUGCUAUAGACUCCAUUACAGCUGAGGACAUCUGUGGAGAUGGAGAUGGAUUCACAGCUGCUCCUACAUACUCUACUCAUGUUCCCACCCCAGACUCUGUAAUAUCGUCUUCCUCAUCCUCCAAUGAGAUUAUGGAACCUGAGACACAUAUGGUGAUCAAUAAUAUCCUUGCAGGGGACCUUGAUGAUGAUUCUCGGUCACCCAGUCCAAAGGGGUCCGUAGUAGAAUCUAAUGCACCUGAAGAGCCUCUUCUGCUUGAAACACCUAAGAAAACCGGCAAAGUCAGAGCCAAAACCCCUAAAAAGUCAAGAAGUCGUAAAGGUGCAGCUAUCAGAAAAGCGGAUACUGUUGAAGAGGUUUCUCAACUCGAGCCUUCCCCUGUUAAGUUACCCGAGUCAAUCCCAGAUGAUCCAGAAUCCAUUAAUUCAAAAGCAGCUACAGUGACAGCUGGUGACGCUGCUGCAGCUUCUGUUGUCACUGCUGUGGCAACUUGUAGGCGGGAUGUUACAAGUUCUAUAACUGUUGACACACCCAAAGAGGCAGAGCAGCCGGAGGUCGAACAGCCUGUGCCCAAAGAAUCUGCAUUUCAUUCCGACACAGGCAAUAUCUCUGCUUGUAAAAAGCAUCCCCUUUCGCCAGGGCCAUGCACUACUUUCAGCCCUGUGCGCUCUCAGCCACUUACCCAGUUCAGCAUGCCCCUGGUCCGACCUGCCAAAAUGCCUCUUUCACCUGACUGGCCUCAGAGAUCUGAGGAAAGCAGAAUCUAUGUGGCUCCUUCUUGUCAUGUAACAGUGGUAACUCCCUCUGUACCUACAUCAACUGCACUUGGAACCCCUUCAGCAAAUCCCCCAAUGCCUCCUGACACCAAGGCUUCUGAUAUUGACCUUAGUUCCAGUACUUUAAGAAAAAUCCUAAUGGAACCAAAAUAUGUGAUGGCAUCAAACAGCAAUUCUAUACCUACUACUAAAAUCACAGCUGCGCUGUCAGAGCAUUCCCGAAUGUCUGAAAACGUCAGUGAAAAUCUCUCUGACACAGUAGGUUCGAGACAGUUACAUCCUGAAGAAAGGACACCUUUCCCAACCCAGCCCGUACAUCAUAAACCAUCUCCCCUGACAGAGUCCCAGCAGAACUGUGGAGAGAAGAUACAGCAUACAGUUAUCUCUCCUACUACCUCAGUUAUAAGUCGAAUUCCAUUGCCUUAUGACACAGAGGAAACUCCUCGAAUUUCCUUAAGCAACCGAACCCAUGGCUUGCCCAUUCCAAAGCAGAAGUUUAGAUCCAACUCCAAUGAGAAUAGUCGCUGCCUUGGCAUGGAUUUAGUCGAGGAUGGGACUAGAGGGCGCUCGGUUGUUGAGCCCACCCCCUAUCAAACAGGCUCCAGUCCUGGCCUUAGGGUCAAUACAUCAGAGGGGGUUGUUGUUUUGAGCUAUUCUGGUCAGAAAACUGAAGGACCUCACAGAAUGAGAGCCAAGAUUAGUCAGAUUCCUCAAGCUAGUGCCGGCGAUAUUGAGUUCCAGCAGUCUGUGUCAAAAUCUCAGAUAAAGCAAGAUCCACUGAUCACAUCAUCCCAUUCAACUGCUCCAAAAGUUGCUCCAACAUCUGCAAAUUAUGGCCACACAGGAGUGCUUUUGACAAGUCCAUCUUAUAAUUCUCAACCUGUCAUUUCCAGUACCAAGCAGGAGAGCCUUGGGUGUGACAAAUCUGAAGCUCCAUAUCACACAUCAUCUCAGGGCGUAGUGAAGAUGUUCCAACCACCAGUGAGUUCUUCUCAAGUGCUGAUGUACAACCAAGCUGUGAUUCAACAGCAGCAUGGCAAGAGGGGAGUUGUGACAGACCCUCUUCCUAAAAAGAUGGACUUCGGCAAAACGGUUCAGUCCAACCGAAGCCCGAUCAUGAGUCCACACCACCCAUCACUGUCGGGAACCCGUGGAAGUCCGAGCCCUGGCAUGGCAAAUGAGCGCUCAGCUCUACACCUCAAGCAAGAACCACAGUCUCCAAGAACAACUGUCCAAUCACCUUCACCUUUUGUCAAAGCCUGCCCACCAACCAGCUCUCCCAUUGGAACAUCUGUUGUUCUCAGUCAUGGGAUGCCGCCAAUGUCUACGUACCACUCUAGUGUGCAUCAUUCACACUCUGAACAAUCUUCUGUGAUAAUUCAGCCUCACAGUGUCAGUCAGUCAAUGACUCAUGAAACCAGAAUGAAUAACCCACCCAUGUCUGGGAUAAACUAUGGAAGGCGAGGAGAUUCUCUGAGUUCUCCACACCCAGGGCCUCCGCAGCGCUCAAACACGCCACAGCCUAAUGUCAUUAGAGACUUGGUUUUGCAAUCUCAUUCAAAUCCUCCUGGAUCGGUGUCCGGUAUGGGUAGCAACAGUGUAAAUGAAGAAGAGGCCAGACACUUUAACCAAGCUCUUAGUAGACCUUCAGUUUCCCAAUUCCAAUCGGAAGUUAUGAUGGUCCACGGUGAUCAUAGAGGGCUCCAUCCAAGCAUCCGCAUGGAUCAGUACAGAGACAUGCACCAGCGCAUACUCAUGCACCAGCAACUGGGAGAACAGGCCGCUGUGGAAGCAAGGCAAGCCUGCAACUCCGAGACUGGAACAGCUUCUUCAGGCAACAUCUCUGGACCAUCAAAAAGUCCUUUAUUAGGAAAGAACAUUGAUCUUUCAGCAAAAGAACCUUUGAAACCACUCGAAGGAAAACUCUUGCAUCCAACCUCCAGCGAAAGUAGAAUCCGGGGAGUGCAUGCAUCCAGUCCCGUGUUGGUGUCUCCUCACUCUCAUGGUGUCCAGCUGAUGCAUGCUGGAGGGGCCGGCUCCUUUCCGGUAUACCGGGACAUGAGAGGCUUCCCGACGCAGUUUUCUGGACACAACCUGGCUAACCAAGGCAUUGCAUCUUCACAGGCUCCUUCAGAAGCAGAGCUUGGCAACAGAGGAAAAAUGUCUCAGUCACAUGGGGGAGGAAGCGACACCAAACCUGAAAGUUCCCAUCUUCGUCAUGCUGCCUCGUCAGAGAUCUCGCAUAUUUCCAGAAUCCAAAGCGAUACAGUCUCACCUUCAUACCAGUCUCCCUUGAUGUCUCCUAUGGGUCGUACGCACAAGCCAGACCUAACUUUACAGAAAGGCCCCCCAGCCUUCCUCCUCACGCCUCCCCCUUCAGCGCCCUCGUCGAGUUCCCAACAGUCACGGCACGAUAACAAGCUUGAACAUACAGGACAUCGAUCCAUCGACAUGGUGCAGCUUUUGACGAGAUAUCCUAUAGUGUGGCAAGGCCUGCUGGCGCUGAAGAACGACCAGGCUGCUGUCCAGCUGCACUUUGUGUCUGGCAACACCAUGCUGUCCCAGCGCUCCCUGCCGCCUCCGGAGGGAGGUUCUCUUCUUCGUAUUGUUCAGAGAAUGAGACUCGAGGCUUCCCAGUUGGACAGUGUGGCACGCAGAAUGACUGUGGAAAAUGACUACUGUUUGCUCCUGGCCCUUCCUUGUGGACGAGACCAAGAAGAUGUUCUUGGUCAAACCCAAGCCUUGAAAAGUGGCUUCAUCACUUACUUGCAAGCCAAACAGGCAGCUGGCAUCAUAAACGUGCCCAACCCUGGCUCCAAUCAGCCGGCCUAUGUGGUGCAGAUUUUCCCACCGUGUGAAUUCUCGGAGAGCCACCUUUCGCGCCUGGCCCCGGACCUUCUCAACAGCAUCUCCAGCAUUUCUCCUCACCUCAUGAUUCUAAUGGUAAUGUGGACAGUGCUGAAACUUAUGGCCUUCUUUUCUGUGCUUCUGCCUUCAUCUCCUCAUGUGGUCCUGUACUGCCCCCUGCUGUCCGAGAACCAAUCUCCCCCACGUCUGUCAGAGGCGUUGCUCUGGUGCAUCACCUUCACCACCAGGCUCACCAGCACCAGCAGCUCCACACGGCACUGGUGCACGCUUAAAUUCUCCAACAUGGCACCGAAAAACAAGCCGCCGCAUGAAUGCACCUGCUGGAACACAGGCGAGCAU
This is a messenger RNA of Menidia menidia (Atlantic silverside), 10916 nucleotides long. NCBI's taxonomy places the organism in Eukaryota, Metazoa, Chordata, Actinopteri, Atheriniformes, Atherinopsidae. The record is from the annotation of a GenBank genome assembly.